AUGAAGGUCCUCUCGCUGAUGCUUAUAUUCCUCACAGUUUCUGGAUAUUCAUAUGUGUUGCAACCCAGAUUGACAGUGGCCCAGGUAGCUGAGCUGGAGAGAGACCAGUCUGAUAUGACGAGUGAGCAGCUGGGAGAUGUUUCACUAUCAGUGGAAGAAGAAGAGAAGGCUGGAGAAUUGACUGAGGAAGGGAAAACUGGGGGGAAAAAGAUGGGUGGGGGCUUGACUCCAGAGACAAAUUCAGAAAGGAGGAUGGCUCCUGAUGAUGAAACAUCUCAGAAAAGUGAUCAAAUGGAUCAACUGAAGCAAGAAAAAGUUGAAGAGGAAAUCCAACAGAAAUCAGUCACAUGUCAGCCUCAACAGUCCUUCCUGGUUCUGUUCUACUGCUUGAAGAUCUUCUUACUGAGGGUGGUCCAGUGCUCAGACAAAGGUGUGGACAAGGUUCCUUACGGUAUUCCCUAUAACUCCCGCUACAUCCUCCUCAUGAAUAACCAUAUCGACGUCAUCCAGCUGGACCUGCUCAAUGAGUACGUCUCUAUGGAGUUCCUAGUGUUGAGCAACAAUCGUCUCAAGGAUGAAACCAUAGAGGGCGCCUUCGAGGGGAUUCCGGCUUUGAAGCGCCUCUACCUGAAUACAAACCUCCUAAUCAGUGUUCCGGCUGAUCUUCCCAUGUCUCUCGAGGAGCUUCGAUUGGACAACAAUCAUCUGAUUGUGAUGUCUGAGGCAGCCUGGGCUCGGUGCCCCGGCCUCUUGAUUUUGAGUCUGAGUAACAACAGCCUGGGGAAUGGAUCUGAAUGUCUUCCUAACGCAGUGCUCUCUCCUUUGAGCAGCCUGCGCACUCUGAACCUGGAUCACAACCAGUUGACUUCAGUUCCUCUGGGCUUACCCCUGUCCAUCAAGCAGCUCUACCUCAAAGGGAACCUCAUUGAGCAAUUCCGUGGAGGAGCCUUCAAUGGGAGAUCAGAGCUGAUGGUGUUAGAUCUGAGUUCAAAUAGAUUGACAAACAAGGGUCUUCUCAAGGAUUCUCUUCUCAAUGCAACACACUUGGAAAGCCUCAAUUUGGAGGGGAACAGACUCAAACAAGUACCACAACACCUUCCCAGCUCACUUAAAACUCUAAACCUAGAGGGAAACCUUAUAUCUUCCAUAAAGAAAAUGGUUUUCGGAACUUUGAAAAACCUGGAAAACCUGGGUUUAGCAAGGAAUAAAAUCUUCAAAGUGGCACCAGGGGCCUUCAAGACAUUGCCAGUCCUUCAUCAGUUGGACCUGUGUCACAACACUUUGCGCCAGGUUCCCAGACAGCUCCCUAAAGCUCUGCACUCACUCGCCCUCACCCACAACAAGAUUCAAACAGUGCCUCGGGAUGCUUUCUGCUGGGGUAAUCAAAGUUAUAGUCUCAGCGGGCUUGUUCGAGUGCAGUUGGAACACAAUUUAAUCGAUAUGGGGAAGUUGGAUGCGCAGGCUUUUAGGUGCCUACGGGGUUUCCAGGUGGUGCACUUCUACUGA
Notothenia coriiceps (black rockcod) is the source of this 1506-nucleotide messenger RNA. The record is from RefSeq and is a predicted model, not a curated record. NCBI's taxonomy places the organism in Eukaryota, Metazoa, Chordata, Actinopteri, Perciformes, Nototheniidae.